Messenger RNA from Sinocyclocheilus rhinocerous, 1092 nucleotides. RefSeq names its product B-cell antigen receptor complex-associated protein beta chain-like. Gene Ontology annotation, cellular component: B cell receptor complex; external side of plasma membrane. The transcript has 5 exons. The record is from RefSeq and is a predicted model, not a curated record. Lineage: Eukaryota; Metazoa; Chordata; Actinopteri; Cypriniformes; Cyprinidae. Gene Ontology annotation, biological process: B cell receptor signaling pathway; B cell differentiation. The coding region runs from base 40 to 666 and encodes 208 amino acids.
UACACUUUCUUGGAGAGGAGCAUUUCAGGAUCAAGAAUCAUGCAUUACUUCCUGCUGGGAUCUUCAGUCAUGGCGCUGAUUUACCUCUCAGCUGAAGAAAAUAUCCAUGUGUUCCAGAAGCCAAGAUUUGUUGGCGUUAAGACGGGUCGGACUGUGAUUAUAUACUGUGUGCCGUCGAAUCCGUCUUUGUCUGCUCAUGUAGAGUGGUUUAAAGGCCAGGCUUACAAAGACCAGCUCAAGAACAGCCAAAGAAUAUCGAUAAUGGAGAAGAGUGAUAAAAUAAAUGCCUCCAUUGCCAUAAAGAAAGUGGAGACCAAGGACAGCGGCACUUAUUUUUGCAAGCUGAACAGCAUGCUUGGACCGGGAACUGAGCUACAAGUGUCCAGAUACACUGAACCCCAGACUAUCUUGAUGAGAUCGAGAGUCAAGGAUGUUUUCAUUUUCCUUCAGGCUUUACUGUUGAUUUUGUGCAUCGUCGUUCCUCUGGUUCAGUUUUACAGACUGAAGAAGAAAGACGAUGCAGUUUAUGAAGAGCCUGAGGAUGAUCACAUAUAUGAGGGCUUGGAGAUUGAGCAGUGCGGCGGUGCGGAUCUGUAUGAGGACAUCACUGCUUUAGCCCGGGACACAGAUGCAGCGUGGGAAGUCGAGUCCCCAGACCAAGAGUGAGAAAAACACAUCCAUCAGAUUAUUAAUCUGCAGAUAUCAACACCAGACACAAAUGUUCGCAGUUACAUCCAAUCCACUGUCAAUUUGUGCUGGAAAAGUCUGAUGUAGGCAGACUGACGUCACUGUGUGUGAAUACAGUAAUUGCUUAUAAAGCAAACUUUUUUAUUUGGAAAGCACGAAAUUAUUAUGACAUUUAUAGGCUUGAAGUUUUUGUUGAGGAUGUGACAUAUACAACAAUAACAAUCAUCUGUAGACAUUGUAAUACGUUUAACUUAUGUUUUUAUUGUUGUUUGCUUGUUUGUUGUCACUUUUUUAUUAGAGUUUAUAUUCAUUUUACUGUACUGUGUAUUAUGUGGUAGUGUUUUUAGAGUGUGUUUGUUAGUCACUCUGCUAGUCAUUCAUAACAAGGUGCUCUCUGUUUGUGAC